This is a messenger RNA of Encephalitozoon intestinalis ATCC 50506, 1944 nucleotides long. RefSeq lists its product as uncharacterized. The transcript has a single exon. Bases 1 to 1944 code for a protein of 647 amino acids. Lineage: Eukaryota; Fungi; Microsporidia; Unikaryonidae. The record is from RefSeq and is a predicted model, not a curated record.
AUGGCAGGGUUUUACGAGAGAAUCAAGGAGGCAUGGAACAGCGUUAAAGAUGCACUCCAGCCUGGGAAGAAGGUGGAUCUGAACUCAUACAAGGAGUUGUGCUCUAGAUUUGAAAGCGAAAAGCCUAUUGAGGUUUCUGAGCUUGAUCGAAUAAAAGAGUUGUGCAAGGCAAUAUCGGAGCCAGGAUGUAGAAAGAAACUAGACGAAGGAUUUGAGGAGCUGAAGAGAGUGGAGAUAGAAAGAUCGGAAAGAAAGGCAGGAGCGAAGUGGAAAGGAGACUUGGGGGCUGGGGAUACGAAGGGGGGCGAAGGGAAGCCUAAGAAGCAUCGGAAAAGGGGAUAUCAAAAGAAGUAUGCCCUGAAGAAAGAGAAUGAUGUUAGCUGGGGAGUUCUUCCAAAGAAAUACAGAGUAGAGGGGAAGACGCCUAUGGAGACGAUUGAAAAGGCAAUCUGCUAUGAUGCAGAGGACAAUCUUUUCCUUCAACUAGGGGAGGUGUCUACCGAUGAGGAAGAAGAAUAUUUCUGCGAAAGAAAUAUUAAGAAAUUGAACUCCGAAGUUGUAGAAAGGAAAGUCCGAUGUAAUUUUGGAGGGGAGUAUAACUGUAAAAGAUGUGUAGAGUAUGAAAUAAGGAAAGAAUAUGAAAGAAAGGAAAACGAGAGAAGGAAGGAGGAGAGGGAAAGAGCUGAGAAGAGAAGGCAGAUGGCAAAAGACAGAUGGGAGUCGAGAGUUCCUAAGUCAUAUUUCUAUCUUGAGAAGGACUUUGGAGUUGAAAGGGCAGUGGCAAGAUAUGUGACUGAUGACAAGUUUGAUAUGGAUGAUCUAGAAGACGAGGAGAGAAAGAAGCUUACGAGAGUUCUUAGCGAGGCAAGGAAGGAGCAACUGUUUGAUAUAGAGAAGAUUAAGAGCCGAAAGGCUAGUUUUGAUGAGAGUAGAAAUGAGGUGACGGAGAUUGGAGGCAUUAAAGAUGAUGGUGAGAAGAAUGAUAAAGAAGCAGAGCCAGAACAAGUCCUAAAUGGUAGUGGACAGGAAGACAGAAAAGAGGUUGGUAUAAAAACCAGUAAUGAAUCUGAAUCUCUUCCAUCCAAGCCUUAUUUUAUUUUAGAGCCCAUUUCCGAGACCAAGGAAAAUGGAUCUGAUGAUAGGGAGGCUGUUGAGAUGAGUGAAGAUGCAAAAAAAGUUGAGGAUGCUGUUCAGAUGCAAGAGCCAUUUGUGUUUGGAGGGGAAAUCAACGAAUCCUUAGAAAAUGAAAAGAAAGAAGGCCCUGCAGUGGAGGAGGAGCCGAAGAAGUUUGGAUUCUGGGAUGGAAGGACACCAAAUGUGCAAGGAGAUACAUCUAUGUUUCUCUUCAACUCGGGAGCUCCACUUCCUCCGGCUCAAGAUUCACCUUCUACUGUAAAUCACGAGAACAUCUCCAGUCCGUUUGCUUCAGAUGGUAAGGCACCUGAGACCAAGCCUUUUGUAUUUGGAGGGGGAUCUUUCCCGGCCCAGUCUGGCAUGGGACAAGAAUCGGUAGAAUUGCAUUCACCAACACCGGGAUCUUCGCUCCUUAAGAGAAAGUUGGGGGGAUAUGGAGAAGCCGUACAAGACUCGGGGGCUAACUUUUCUUUUGGAGAAGGAGGAAAUAUCUUUCUUUCGGGUAGUAGUGGAAUUCCUGGCUUACAGAGCUUUCCAGUACCCGGAAGCACAGGACAAGAACAAGCUAGGCCGCAGCAGCAGAUUGAUCUAACAGGGUCUAUGGGGAACAUAUUUGGAAAUGGAAAAAGUCUAUUUGGAGGUCUGUUUGAGGGAGGGUCUUCUCAGCAGCCGGCUAAGCCAAGCAUAGGAUAUGUGGAUUCAGAGGAAAGAAAUGACAAGGGGCUAGGGGGCCUCUUUGGAGGCGGUGGAAUCUUCAAUGCAGCCGACGACGAUCCUUUUGAAAGGAGUAAACUGGACAGAAGAAGAUGA